Molecule: messenger RNA, 2838 nt
Organism: Dromaius novaehollandiae (emu)
Lineage: Eukaryota; Metazoa; Chordata; Aves; Casuariiformes; Dromaiidae
Gene: PCTP
Product: phosphatidylcholine transfer protein
Exons: 6
Coding region: 50-718 (222 amino acids)
Molecular function (GO): phosphatidylcholine intramembrane carrier activity; phosphatidylcholine binding
Source: RefSeq, a predicted model, not a curated record
GGCUACUGGCCGGGGCGGGCCCGGCCGCCGCCAUCCUGCGGCGCGGAGCAUGGAGCGGGGGUCGCCACGGCUGCGGCCGCCGCCGCGCUUCUCGGAGGAGCAGUUCCGGGCCGCCUGCCGGGAGCUGGACGAGCCGGAGCCGGCGCCGGCGGGGAGCGCCUGGGAGCUGCUGGUGCAGAGCAUGGGCGUGCGCAUCUACCGGCGGCCGCACGAGCAAUCAGGACUUUAUGACUACAAAAUCUUUGGUGGUCUUGCUGACUGUCCACCAGAACUGUGUGCAAAGGUCUAUAUGGAUUUAGGUUUUAGAAAACAAUGGGAUCAGUACGUUCAAGAACUGUAUGAGAAAACUUAUGGUGGUGACAAAAUAAUCUACUGGGAAGUGAAGUACCCUUUUCCUUUCUCAAACAGAGAUUAUGUCUAUGUUCGUGAAUGUCGAGUGAUGGAUGUUGAUGGGCGGAAGAUCUGGGUUGUGUUAGCUCAAAGUGUGUCUGUUCCUCAGUGCCCAGAAAAGCCUGGUAUUGUCAGAGUUGAAAGCUAUAAACAAAGUCUUGCAAUUGAAAGUGAUGGCAAGACGGGAUCUAAAGUCUAUAUGUACUAUUUUGAUAAUCCUGGUGGCAUGAUUCCAUCGUGGCUGGUCAACUGGGCUGCCAAGAGUGGUGUGCCUGCUUUCUUGGAAGACAUGCAAGCAGCUUGCCGUAAUUAUUCCAGGAGCACAUAGACCACAUCAAGUUGAUCUGAAUUGUUUGAUGCACUUACAGGAAUGGCUAUCAUACAAUGCACUGGAUAAGAUCUGCCUCUAACACUGGAAAUAAUUUUGUUUUAGCUGGCUUAUGCCUUAAAUUUUAUUAGGCCUUUGUUUGCAUCUUGAACUGAAGAGCUAGCUAUCAACAAGGUAGUACUGAAGUCAGCUGCCUCCUUUUCGAGGUACUUAGUUUUUGUCUUGACCCCAUGCUUUAUGCUGAUUGUCUGUAGGUCAGCUAGAGGAAUUCUGUUCAUAAAAUACUACAUCCUCAGACAAGAGAUGCCAAUGACCUUGCUAGGAAAAAAUGUCUCAACUUGUCCUGAGAAUUCUGUGCAUGUGUUAUGCCUGGAUCUGCCUGUGUGGCCUUGCAGGGUGGCUUCCUUCUGAAAUUGAGUAAUGAAACUUGCAUUGUCUGAGUGGAAACACUUUUGUUACCUGGAUUGGUCAUUCCUAAAUUGUGUGCCUGCCAAAAGCCUAAAAGAUACUGAGGGUAUAUAGGUAAAUUACUUGAAGUCUGUCGUAGGAACUAGAACUGUGUAUUACUAAGCUUCCUUGUGAUGGCUUUAAGUCUAGAUAUAAAAGGAUAUGUGCCUAAGGCCUUACAUUGGGAUCUCAAUACCUCUAUAUCAGUUACCUUCCAUGUUUGAUUUAAUGGAAACAAGUUGUAUCUUCAGACUGAGUAACCUUACCUAUAAGGCAGCUUAGAUACCAACUUUGAGUUGGAAGUACUUCUAAGCUGGAUGCCUGCAACUAAUUUAGACUUUGUUUCCCUCGCUUGUGAGUGAACUUGAUGUGAAACUUGGGGUUGCUUACAUUUUUAAAUUUCAUGCUGAUGUACAGAUUGGAACUGUAUUUCUUGGCUGAUAAUCUUCCAAAAGCACAGCUGAGCAGGAAAUUAAAUUUGUAGCACCUCUGGGUGGGGGAUAGAGUGGAUCAAGGGUGAAAAGGCCUCAAUCUCAGGGAUUUAAAAUAUUCUGCAUCUUUGCUAAAUCUAAUCCUGCUUCUCAUAACUGGGUAGCUCUAUCUUGUUAAAAAAGAAAUGGUUGAAGUGACUGCCUUUAUGCGUUGUGUAAAUAUUUGUUUAAAUUAAAUCAUUUUUCUAUCCAUUGAAUGCAAUGCUUUUGUUCUAUCUCUCAUAUUUAAGGCUGGUCAUGCUGGGCAGGUCACAAAUAUGACAGGCUGAUAUCAUGUGCUGCUUCAUUUUUAAAGCCUUUUGGAAGAAUAACUUGGAUUCAUGAGAAUUAAGUAGGAUUCCCUGUGUACUGAGGAUGUUGCUGCCUGCAGUUCAUCCACUUUCCAAAUAUCUUUCUUAGCUUUGGAGACCAUUACUGAAUUGAAUAUUAUGGUGUUAGACAACUCUCAAUCCACUUUAAAUUUAGCUGUUACCUACUAGAAGAAAUUUGUUUGAAGAACACAAACAGCUAGAAGAAAUUCUGAACCAUCAUUUUCCUUAAUUGUCUGUAAUUUUUGCACCCAUGCACUUAUUGCAGCUGGAUCCAAAUUUUUACUUGUAUAUAUACCUAAAACAAACUACCAUCCUGUCACACCAAGGGUAUGAUGAUGUUUUACUUGAAUAUAUGAAACUUCAAAUUAUAGAUAUCCUUUCUUUCAUUUUUGGCAAUGUUUCCAAAAACUAAAUUUUGGGGGGAUAAUUCAGAAACCAUUUUUAGUAGUGUGUUAGGUAUUUAGGAGUUCAAAUGCCAUAAGCCUUCAAAGGAAUACCAAAAUAACUUUGGAACAAUAGAAUGGAUACAAGUUAUAUACUGGAGCAAAGGAGGAUCGAGGCAGUUUGUUCCAAAAGAAGACAGAAAGGCAAAACCAACUAUUCCCAGCCUGAAAUAACAGAAUUGGAAAAGUGAACUAGUUGAGGAAGGAUCUUCUUGGAACAAUGAUGCAAACUAAUGGAUUUUUGUAAUGCAAAUCUGCCUUAACUUCAAGAAUUGCAAGGUUUACAAGAAGUGUGUAGGUAGUAAGCUGGGCACGUGCACAGAGAUGAAUCACCUAGAGGUAGGAGGGGUUUUGUUUGUUUGUUUGUUUUCCUCCAACCAUUCCAUCAUUCUGUUUUGGUGUUUAAUAAAAGCAACCUUACAUGAGAA